Molecule: messenger RNA, 3549 nt
Organism: Apiotrichum porosum
Lineage: Eukaryota; Fungi; Basidiomycota; Tremellomycetes; Trichosporonales; Trichosporonaceae
Exons: 7
Coding region: 1-3549 (1182 amino acids)
Biological process (GO): vesicle-mediated transport
Cellular component (GO): endocytic vesicle; cytosol
Molecular function (GO): guanyl-nucleotide exchange factor activity; small GTPase binding
Source: RefSeq, a predicted model, not a curated record
AUGGCGUCGUUGGACAAGCCGAGCCUCUUCUCAUCUCUUUCCCUUGGCGGACGCAAAACACCAAGGUCGUCGAUGGAAUCUCAACCGAUCACACAUCCACUGCUCGGCGCAUCAUCCAGCAGUCUCGUCAACGACCUUCCCGACCAAGGCGAGGAACUGCAGGACAAGUCCCCCGAGACCAGUACCGCUUCUCUCCCUUACACACCUUACAAACCCCGCCAUCGACCUCCACAGGGGGGCAGCACGGUGCCCGCCUCCCCUCCGAUCCAGCCAGCAGCAACGUUGACGACCUCGCCGCCGGCACCUGCCAUCGUUACUGCGGCCCCAACCACUGCCCCAACGACAAGCAUGAGCACCAGUGCAAUGUUUGCUGUCCCUUCCUCUGAGCCGCAGCUCGAUGCGGCUGCGGCCGCUACCGCGACAUCCCGCCUACAGCUGCAGAGCCUCAAGGCAGCGGCUCAACGUAUUGGCCUAGGCAACGGCAGCAUGGGAAUGGGCAUGAUUGACGCCAUCUUUGACAAGGGUGCUCGCGCCCGUGGAGAGGGUGGCGACUGGGCUGACCUUCUAAAGGUUCUCACAAGUGGCAAGGCGGUCAUUCUCCUUCCUUCGUCCCCGGCAAGCUCUCUACCCAUGACUCCGCAGACUCUUCGCGACCACAUCGCAUUCCUCUCAACCCCCAUCCCCAGCAGCGUAGGCAACGUGCCCACCACGCCAGGUGCUAGCACGUCUGUGCUUGUCACGCUCUCGGGCCUCAUAGGCACUUUGCGCAGCACGACAGUGUCGUUUGAGUCGUCAGUGCCGGCAGACUCGCCGCUUAUUGCUGCACUUCGGGACGACGCUCGACGUGUCGGCGUCCUCUCCCGUCUGCGUCCGACGCAGCCUGCCUCGGCUACAUUCCCAAACUACACUCUCUCCGCUGACACGGCUCCGCUGCCGUUCCCGGCACUCGGAAAGGCUGUGCCCGUUGCUGCCUCGGACAAGGCAGUUCCAAAGGAAGUGCCCCGCCGAAUCAACCCCUUUGCAUCAUUCUUCGGCAGUUCACCGAGUUCCUCGACCCCGGUUGCUGGCGGUUCACCGUCGAAAGCUGCCGGGUCGCUGUCGCCAGAACGGCCCAGCUCGCCAUCGCCUGUCCCCGGGUCGUCGAGCGUGUCAUCCCCACGUCCGAGUAUCGUGUCGCUCGAGAUUGACUCGGACUCGGGGGAAGGGUAUUCGGUGCUUGCGUACACCAUCAACAAGCCCGUGCGGUUCAAUGAGGUUCACAAGGCGCUGGUCAAGUCUGUCCGAUCUGGCGUGCGUGCCGACCUCGACGGUCUGCCGGAGCGGGUCAUUGAAAAGGUUUUCAAGCUCGUCGUCGGGGCUGUCUGUCCCGUGUCUGGAGGCGUAGUCGAUCAAGCAUUGCUAAAGAGCCAUCACCACGGGCUCGGUAGCUCAGAAGCAGAUGGCAGCAUCCCACUCGACUUCUCCGACCCGUCAUCUACGGGCGAGCGGUUGCAGGACUUUAUGGAGGCCAUCUACGACGACCUGGUAGCCCACUAUCGGGAUUUGGGAGCGACUGGCGCGGGCGACAAGGAGACACAAGUUGAGCAGGCUGCCAGCGAUGGCACGGAGCGUGUGGAGGGGCUAGUGUGCCGGCUGCUGUACAAUCGGAUCUUCUCACCACUCCAGUCAGAUGACGCACGCCAUGACGAGGCACUGGCUUCGCGUAUCGCUGCGCUAAACCUCCUUGACCUCUCCCUUGACCACCUGGGAUUGAUCACACGGCCGCCAGGCGAGGAACCGAAAGGCGCCGUUGCGAGCGGAUUGAACGCACUAGUUGGCGACAUUGGCUUAGAACUGCAAAAGCUGUCAACCCUACCCUGCUUGACACCCAAGGACAAGGCCGACGUGCUUGUUCGCGCGCACAAGAUUGCAGUUGAUGGCCUGAGUCGCCUUCCUGCUAUCGAGCUCCGACCAGAAGGCGAGGCAUAUGUCCCGCCUGUAGAGGACGAGGAGGCCUCCCCUGUCGACGAUGCGGAACACACGCCCCAACCAUUCGCGAAGCACAGCACAAGUGUGCCCGAGAUACAGCUGUCUAGUGGCGCACUCGACGAGGCGAUGGCGGACAGCGUGCACACUAUCGUGCCGCCUACGAAGGAGCAUGAGGAGAACAAGGAGCGGCCUUUAGAAGAAGCUACCGAUGAGUUCAAGGAAACACCCGCCGAGGUUGCUGUUGAGGACACCGACGAGAGCACAGCUGUCGUCACAGCCCCAAAGCCCUCAACGUCUGGAGCAGACUUGAUCCUCCCACUCAUCAUUUACGCCGUAGUCAAGGCCAACCCCGCCCAACUCGCCUCGCAGCUCAUGUACCUCCGCCGGUACAGGUCGGCCAUCUGCCUCGUCGGCGAGGCGUCCUAUGCCAUCGUCAACCUGACCGCCGUCGUCGAAUUUAUCGAGCAUGUCCACCUUUCCGAGCUCGGCCUCGGUGACUCUUCUGACCGCGUCAUGAGUGUCGAGGACCUCUCCCCUAUCGGCCUCACGUACCUCGACGACGGCAACGCCGACACUGCGUCCAUUGCCUCUGCUUCGACUCGUCUUCGUGGCCGUGUCUUCCAAGUCAGUGAGAUGGCUGGAAGCGCCAACAAGGUGUUCACCGGCGUGGUCGAUUCAUCGUGGAGCGCCCUCCGCGGUUUCAUUGGUACCACUCCGCAGGUCACAGCCACCCCACCAGACGAGGAGCCCCUUGUGGGUCGCCCCAUCACCCGUCCCCGACAGGCCAGUACCUUCUCUCUGGCGUCAGUCACCGCCUCAGUGGCCAACAUUGCCGCAGCAGCGACCACUGCAGCCGCCCGGAACCGCUCUCGCGCAGGAUCACACGGGUCGGACAUGAACUGGUCGGGCGAGAGGGAAUUGGUGGAAGUCGCCGUCUCGCGCCCCUCGUCCAUUCGCGAACGCGGCAUUUAUGACGAGGACAGCGCCUCGGAACCUGGAAGCGAGGACGAGUCUCCCGACUUCAACGUCGGCUCUAUCGCACACGACCAGGACGAGGGCCGGCCGCGCGCUCGCAGUGAUGCGCGGAGCAUCAUGAGCGUGUCUUCCAUGAUGUCGCGGGACCGUGAUCGCGAGCGCGACCAGUCCAAGGCCGAGGGCUCCCUGUCGCGCGAUGGCGCGGGAUCCGCUGGAGGCAGCAAGCGUGACCCCAACGCCAAUUCGAUCGGAAACCGUCUGGCGCAGAUUGGAGCAUUUGGACGCAUUGGAACCACCCCGCCACUUGACAUUGUGACCGGUGCAACCACCCCGCCAGACAAGGAGAAGGGAUUCUUCGCUACUCUCACGCGCCAGCCGCCCCGCCGCCAGGGCACGCUUGGCCUCGGUGAGAAGCGCACCGACUCGCUCAAAUCGCCCACUCCCAGCGUCCAGACUCUUCUGGAGGAAGGCCCCAUGGAGCGGUUCAUGACUUGUGAGGUGGGCGAUAUCCGCAUGGGCGAGGUGGGUACCUUGCUGCGCGACUACCGCCGUCUGGCAGGCUUGCUCGCAAAGGUCCAGACAUCGCCUCCCCCAGGGCACGCUUAA